Messenger RNA from Rotaria sp. Silwood1, 2673 nucleotides. Lineage: Eukaryota; Metazoa; Rotifera; Eurotatoria; Philodinida; Philodinidae. The record is from the annotation of a GenBank genome assembly.
AUGCGACCAAAAAAAAACAAUCCUUAUGGCAUUUACAAAAGUGAAAAUCGUUCUAAAAUGUUGAGAGCAGCAAGAAACACUCGUUAUCGAGAUAAUUAUCUGUCUUCGCGAAUCGACCCAUUGUUUAUUAAGAAGAAGGAGCUCCAGCAAGAAUUAUUAACACAAACGAAAUUCGAACAAUUAAGCUCAAUUCAAAAUUCACACACGCAUACAAAUGAACUAGAACAACAUCAUGAGAAUGCUUUAGCCGAACCAUUAUCAACAACUCAAAGGCAAUUCAAUCACGAAUUGAGACAAGCAGAUGUCAAUGGAUUAGAUGAAGAAUUAUCCAUAAAUACUUGUGAGCUUGUUAAUAUAAUAGAUGAUGACGAUGAAUUAGAAAUGGAUGAAGAUGUUUAUGAUAAGUUACAUUCAGAUGAAGACGUGAAUGAAAUCGAAAUCUAUUCUUAUGAUGAAAUGAAUGUUAGCUUUUUGGAAGGUAAAGAUGAUUUUGGGAAUGAAACAGAUUUAGACGUUAAAUACGAAGAAAAAACAUUAUCCCUUCGUGAUAUUUCUGUUAUUUUAUGUUUGAUAAAACGUCGACAUAAAUGUACAAAUCAACUGAUUGUCGAUAUUCUUAAGUUAUUAAAUAAAGUUGUUCCGAAUAGUUCCAUUAUUCCGAAAUCUAUUUACGAGAUUCGAAAAUUACUAAAUUUAAAUGUAGAUCAAACGAAAAAAGAUGAAAGAUCAUCCCAAACAAUUUAUAUAUGUCAAUUAUGUGAAACAGUUCAAAUAUCAAACAAUAAAUGUUCAAAUACAUCAUGUAACAUUGGAGAGAAUUACUUGCGAUCACCUUAUAUCUAUACAUGGUUCAACGUUCGAGAGCAACUGGAGCAGAUAAUUGAAAGAGAGAAAAAUAUCAUGUGUACAUCAGGUACUGAUACAAUUAUGUCAUCAAGAAUGUUAAAAAAUAUUGACGACGGUCGUUUAUACAAACAUACGAUACAUAAUGAAAAGUUAGACAACAAUACAAAAUUAUUUACUUUAUCUUUAUCUACCGAUGGUGUUCAACUUGCAUCAAAUUCAUCUAAGUCAUUGUGGUUAAUUACUAUGACAGUAAAUGAAAUCGAUGUUAAACAUAGAUUUUUAUUGAAUAAUGUUAUAAUUGGCGGUAUUAAUUCUUGUUCCAGGAAACCAACACGAAAUAUUAUGAGGUUGAUGAUGGAACCAAUUGUGCAACAGUUACAACUUUUAGAACAAGGUGGAGGAAUAACAGUACCUUCUAAUCCAAUUUCAGCAAGAAACACAAAGAAAGCUGGAGGUGACAUAAAGGGUAAUAAAAUAAAUUAUAUUAGGGUAUUUCCAACGUCUUUCAAAGACACUCCAGUUCGGCUACGUUCAAGUGAAAACUACAAACAAACUGUGCGUGAGCUUGAAUCAAAAUUAUUAAUUAGUCCCAAUUUAUCUACCCAGGAGCAAUAUAAAUUAAAAAAAGGUUAUCUAGGACCUUGUAGCUUAGAUCGCUUAUCUUAUUUUGAUAUGGGCCAAGGUUUUCUUUCUGAUACUCUACAUACUGUUUACGGUGGCGCAAUGAAACGUUUGUUGACUAUUUUCUUUGAACGAAGAUUUUGUACAAAUGAAAAACAAUGGACCAUUCAAUCAGAUAUUGACAAAAUUAAUAAACGUAUACAACAAUAUAUAACACCAUCAUCAACGAUCCGUCUUCCAAGACAUAUUAGUUUAUACAGUCGCUACAAAGCAAGCGAAUAUCGUGCCAUUCUAUUAAUUUACUAUAGGAUAUUCGAAAAUAUCUUACCCGAUAUUUACUAUUCUCAUUUUAAACAAUUGGUUUUCGCUAUGCAUAUUGGAGAAAAUCAACAAAUAACCAAAAGCAAAUUAGAGGAAAUGCAUAUACUUCUGCAACAUUAUGUUCACGAAUUUAAAACAUUAUAUGGUAUGAGGCAUAUUGUGAAUAAUAUCCAUUCAUUAAUUCACUUAGCUGAAACAGUACGUGAUUAUGGCCCGCUACAAGGAUAUUCUACAUUUAACUACGAAUCCAUAUUAGGUGGCAUCACAUCAACAGUUAAUGGAACGAAAAAUCAAGAAAAAGAAAUAUAUAACAAUCUUCAAAUGUUAAAAGAAUCGUGCUAUUUAGCAACUAUUAGUGAAAAUUCGUUGUUAUAUGACCUGAUGAUUCAAAAUUUAGGUAUUAAAUAUAAUAUAGAAAAGAAUAAAGAUAAUCGAUUCAGAUUAAACAAAAUUAUCACUGAAGUAGAACAAGAACAAAAAUAUUCAGAUUUCGAUAGAUCGAAAAUGAAUUUUACCAAGUCAUUUAGUCGCUGUGUCUAUAAUAACGUUAAAUAUGAUUCUUAUAAUAUUAAUAAAAAGGAUUGUGCGAUACUUUAUCGUGAUAUUGACAAUAACAGAUUACAAUAUGCACUUAUCGACAAGUUUAUACAAAACGAAACCGAUGAAAAUCCAGUAUUUUUUCAAGUCUUUGAUCUUAUCAAUUGGCAUUAUGAUUUUAUCUAUGUUGGAACAAUGAAAUUCGAAUGUGAAAAUGUUUUAAUUGGUGAAUUAAAUAAUUGUUUAAAACAGAUUAGUCCUUCAACUAUAGUUGAAAAGGUUUUUUCAUGUAGCAAUUCUAAUGAAAUUACAUUUAUUCGAUUGCCAAAUCUAACUGAAAGUAGUUAA